AUGGCUGAUUCGCGUUCACGGUCACCACGACCUGAACGUCGGAGGCGGAGCAGGUCUCCUGAUUACGACAGAUCGAGGCGCCCCAGGAAUCAAGGAGGUUUUCGAUGGAAGGGCAAAAGGCCGCGUGAUGACAGAAACCGCGAUGAUGAUCGCCGCUUAGAACGAGGUUAUCGGGAGAGAUACCGACCUCAGUCUCCUCGUCGUGACAGAAGCAGGGAUAGAUACGGAGAAAGGGAUCGAGGUCGCGACACAACUGCUCCAGCAAGACACGAUGACAAGGACGAGAAACAGGAUGGCAAUGAACCAAAACCAGCGCCCAAGAAACCCCCGGUCGCAGCGGCACCUGGCGAGGAGAUGAUUAUAGUCCAUGUCAACGAUCGUCUUGGCACAAAAGCUGCUAUCCCAUGCCUAGCCUCAGAUCCAAUCAAGCUCUUCAAAGCACAGGUCGCUGCCCGAAUCGGACGUGAACCCCAUGAAAUCUUACUCAAGCGUCAGGGCGAGAGACCUUUCAAAGAUCAGCUUACUUUACAGGACUACGGUGUCUCGAAUGGUGUACAACUCGAUUUGGAAGUCGACACCGGCGAUUGAACAGGCAUAUAGCGAUAUGGAGUGCUAUCUUC
Talaromyces stipitatus ATCC 10500 is the source of this 620-nucleotide messenger RNA. Its product is annotated as ubiquitin-like protein (HubA), putative. Gene Ontology annotation, biological process: mRNA splicing, via spliceosome; protein modification process. The record is from RefSeq and is a predicted model, not a curated record. Bases 1 to 588 code for a protein of 195 amino acids. NCBI's taxonomy places the organism in Eukaryota, Fungi, Ascomycota, Eurotiomycetes, Eurotiales, Trichocomaceae. Gene Ontology annotation, molecular function: protein tag activity. The transcript is spliced from 4 exons. Gene Ontology annotation, cellular component: nucleus; cytoplasm.